GAUUCAUUUCAUUUUGAACCAUCGCUUGAUUUCGGGAGGAUUAUUUCAAGUUUGGAAAGCGACUAGCUCACCUAGCACCAAUUCACAAUGGCAGUACUCCGAGUUUCAACGAUAUUCGCCCUUCUUUUCUCAAUAUGCCUUCUAUUAUCAACGACACAAGGACGACCAGCAAGGAGAGUGGACAGAUCAGCUGAAUCCGGUAGUUCUAGCAGCAGUAGCAGUAGCAGCAGCAGUAGCUCAUCCGAGGAGAUAGAUAACCGACCACAAACUGUUGCGACAACCACUACGACGACCAUGACGACGACCACCACAGCCCCGACGACGCAACCACCUACUACCACGAUGCCAGUCAUGACGACAUGCGUCAUGCGAGGUGACGGCACCCUAGACUGCCGCCCCGUGGCCAUGCCCUAGUUCAUAGUUGACCAAGUUGUCAUCGUUGGAUUUUUCAGGAGAUCGAAUGUAGGCCUGAAGUAUUGACGAAGAGAAUGAAAGACAAUUUGCCACUGAGAGAAGAUCGCUUGCCAUUUCCUGCGGAAAUUCUUGUUCAGCGUCUGCCACAAUAUGACCUUUGACCCUUGACCCGAACAUUUGCAUUUGACCUUGAACCGAUACAAGCCAAAUAUCACGAAACCCUAAAAGUUAACAGGCAUCUCUGACAGAA
Messenger RNA from Lytechinus variegatus (green sea urchin), 664 nucleotides. RefSeq names its product CUB domain-containing protein-like. The coding region runs from base 88 to 414 and encodes 108 amino acids. Lineage: Eukaryota; Metazoa; Echinodermata; Echinoidea; Temnopleuroida; Toxopneustidae. The record is from RefSeq and is a predicted model, not a curated record. The transcript is spliced from 3 exons.